Momordica charantia (bitter melon) is the source of this 1099-nucleotide messenger RNA. RefSeq names its product cell growth defect factor-like protein (DUF3353) (gene CDF1). The record is from RefSeq and is a predicted model, not a curated record. NCBI's taxonomy places the organism in Eukaryota, Viridiplantae, Streptophyta, Magnoliopsida, Cucurbitales, Cucurbitaceae. Gene Ontology annotation, cellular component: chloroplast membrane.
CGAGCUAGAAAAGCACAAAGCGCAUCUUCUGGUUCUCCUCCCUCCCAUUCUCCAGUCGCCCGCAUUUCACAAAAUCCAUUUCUGGGUUUUCACCUCCAUCCCUCAUGCUCUCCAUGAAACCCUUAAAUUAGGGUUUCGUUUUACUUCCUCUGCGUUCUCUCUCUAUCUCUGAAGAACAGCAACAAUGGCUUCCGUUUCGCUAACUAACCUCGAUUUGGCGGCCCCUUUCCUCGGCCAAAAGCUGUCUGGUCGCGUUAAUAGGGUGAAGGGCAAGCCAUUUGGUGUGUUGUUUAAAACCCCCAAGUGUGUUUUGGAUACACCGUAUGAAGGUAAUGUCACAAAGUUCCCUCGAAUUCGUGUUUGGGACCCAUAUAAACGCCUUGGUGUUAGUACUGCUGCUUCGGAGGAAGAAAUUUGGAGUGCACGGAAUUUUCUUUUACAGCAGUAUUCUGGUCAUGAGAGAAGUGAGGAAUCUAUAGAAGCUGCUUUUGAGAAAAUAUUGAUGGCAAGCUUCCAGCAUAGAAAAAAGACAAAGAUUAAUUUGAAAACCAGGUUGAAGAAGCAAGUAGAGGAAUCACCGCCAUGGAUUAAGAACUUGCUCAAUUUUGUGGAACUUCCUCCGACCGAUGUUAUUUUCCGAAGAUUAUUUCUUUUUGCAUUUAUGGCUGGCUGGAGCAUUAUGAACUCUGCUGAAGGUGGACCUGCUUUUCAGGUUGCAGUGUCCUUGGCGGCUUGCAUAUAUUUUCUAAAUGAGAAAACUAAAAGCUUGGCUCGGGCUUCUAUCAUUGGACUUGGUUCUCUUGUGACCGGUUGGGUAUGCGGUUCUUUGGUCGGUCCAAGUAUUCCUUCGGUUCUACUGCAACCGACAUGGUCGCUGGAACUACUUACAUCUCUAGUAGUAUACGUCUUCUUGUUUCUUGCCUGUACUUUUCUCAAAUAGAUGUCUCAGUUACAUUUGUUGCUUGUGCUUAGUUUAUGAUCAAGUAGUAAUGAGGAAUGGAAUUAAUGGGGGAAUUUUCAGAUAUUAUUGAUUGGAGCUAUCUGUCCUCCUCCCUUGUUCUUUGAUUUUCAUCAAAACUUUUAUCACCAUUUUAGUCUU